CAGAAAUAAAAAGAAGCAGAGGAAGAAGAAUAACUGAUUUACAUAACAGUUAUUUCUUGGCUUCUCUGAUUCUCGAAGUUUCUAGUGUUCUUUGCUUUUAUUUCUCUACGUUUAUCGAGAAAUCUCCGGGCUGAAAAUGGCGGAUUCGACGGCGGACGCGACGGAAACAAACGCCGAUACUCUGACACUGAGGCGGGAGUUGAAGAAGGUACUGACGGAGAAUUUAAACGACGGAGGAGUUAAAGAUCGCGUUGAGACCGUGAAAUCGAUUGAUGAGGCGAUUAGAAUCCUGAAUCGACUGAAGAUAGUAGAAUCGAAGAAGCGGAAGCGGGAAUCUGAUAGUUCUUCGGUUGAAGUUCCGAAAGAGUUCAAGUGUACACUCUCGAAGACGAUCAUGAUCGAUCCUGUGAUCAUAUUUUCUGGGCAGACGUAUGAAAAGAGAUAUAUCACAGAGUGGCUGAACCAUGACCUUACAUGUCCCACAGCCAAACAAGUCCUUUAUCGAGUUUGUUUGACACCCAACCAUUUGAUCAAUGAGUUGAUUACGCGAUGGUGUCUUGCUAACAAAUAUGAUCGGCCAGCCCCAAAACCAUCUGAUAUUGACUAUGUAACGGAGCUGUUCACUGAUGGCAUCGAAUCGUUGCUUCAGCGGAUUUCCUCUCCUUCCUCCUCGGUUGCAGAUCAGACAGAAGCUGCAAAAGAGCUAGCCCUCCAGACCGAAAAAUUUGUCAAUGUCCGUGACUUCUUUAUCAAGGAACUCCCUGAUUCGAUCACCAGGUUACUCACUCCGCUCUCUGUUUUGGGCGAUGAGGUAGACUCGAAUCCCGAGCUUCAAGAGAAUAUCGUCACAGCGUUGUUCAACAUGUCGACUUUCGAGAAGAAUAAAACAGUACUUGCUGAAAACCAUCAAGUGAUCCCACUGCUUGCAAAGUCUAUGAAGCAGGGGUCAGUUGUGACAAGAAGAAACGCUACAUUGACUUUAGCGUCACUUUCAGACAUUGAUUCUAACAAGAUCAUCAUAGGGAACUCGGUAGCACUCAAGGCUCUGAUAGAUCUAAUCGGGGAGUUGGAUGACUUAUCAGCUACUCAUGAUGCUCUUUGCGCUGUUAUAGACCUCUGUUGUGAUGAAAGGGAGAACUGGAAAAAGGCGAUCUCGUUGGGGUUGGCUCCUGCUGCAAUCAAAAAUAUCAAAGCAAGAAGAAAUUUGUUUGAAUCCUUAGCUGCCUUGGCAUUGAUUUCUCCACACGAACGCGUUAUCCAGGAAGUGGCUAAUCUAGGGGUUAUCUAUGAUCUGUUAAGUAUCUUGAGGAAAACAAGUUGCAUGGUGACUUGUGAGAACGCUGUAGUGAUCGUAGGCAACAUGUAUGCUAAAAGCAGAGAAAGGUCUAUUAAGAAAAUCCUGGCAGAAGAGGAGAAUCAACACAAGACAUUUACAAAGAUUGCAACGCAAGGAUCAGUUGUUGCGGUGAUGAAAGCACAAGGGAUUUUACAGUGUAUUAACUAUUAGGGUAUUCCCUGCUGGUAUGGAGCCACAGAGGGCAUGACGGAAUCAUCAAAACUAAGGUCUUGUUAAUACCUUAAUAGUUUCAGCAAAGUUACAUUUGAUACAUAUACAGAUGAAAGUGUAGAAAGAAAGAAUUCGAGUUGAAAGUAGAAGAAUUUGAGACUUGUAAUCUAGGGAUUGUUGUUGCUCUUUUUUUGGUGCAAGGGAUUGUUGUUGUUUAUAUCGCUUGAAAUACUUUACGAAAAAAAUACUCAAGAUUAAAAUACUUCAACUUCUCUUGUUUACAUUAUAUCAAAA
This is a messenger RNA of Arabidopsis thaliana (thale cress), 1801 nucleotides long. RefSeq names its product ARM repeat superfamily protein. The record is from RefSeq and is marked reviewed. Lineage: Eukaryota; Viridiplantae; Streptophyta; Magnoliopsida; Brassicales; Brassicaceae. Gene Ontology annotation, molecular function: ubiquitin protein ligase activity; ubiquitin-protein transferase activity. Gene Ontology annotation, biological process: protein ubiquitination. The coding region runs from base 137 to 1507 and encodes 456 amino acids. The transcript has 2 exons.